AUGGUCUCUAGACCUGCGUCAGAGGCCUCAUCGGCAAGCUCCUCACCACGUAGCAUCUUAUUUCGCGCCGAGGACCGGUCCGUAUUCCUCGUCGACAUCCCCGCCUCUCUGGAAGAAAGCCAGGUCUUGCCGGGUCACAGUGCCGAGACAGUAGGGCCACCGCAAAGACGGCUCGUCUCAGUCGACCCCGUUGCCACACCCUUUUCAAUACCGGAACCCCGGGACCCCCAGACCAACAACCAAACGCCAGCGAGCCAACUUGCAGACCUUAUGAUUGAGGCGGCGGUGAGAAGUGCCCUUGACACGCUAGGCAAGAACUACGCCGCGCCAUUCUGCCUCCCACGGGUGACCACCGGCGGGAGCAGCAACAUUAGAGACAGCAGCGGCGGCUUAGGCCGGAAGAGCCAGCAGGAUCAUGUUACGUCGCAAGGAGCGGAUGCGGAUGCGGCUGCGGUUACGGCGCAUUUCAUCCCUGAAGAGUCUGUAUAUCUGAGCGGCUCGAUCCAAGAGACGAGAGACUCAUUCCUCUCGACAGCGCCCAAGUUCCACCUCAUCGUUCUGGAUCCCCCAUGGCCCAACAAAUCAGCGAGAAGAAAGACGGGCGGCUAUUCCACCGUCUACGGUCUCAAGGAUACCCGGACGCUUCUGGAUCAAAUUCCCGUCGUUGGCCAUCUUGCUGAUGGCGGCCUCGUUGCUAUUUGGGUGACUAACAAAGCAACUUUGGUAGACUUGCUCACCUCGCCCAGAGGAGUUCUCGCCAGCUGGGGCCUCGAGGCCGCCGCUGAAUGGACCUGGGUCAAGCUCACCUCCCAAGGAGAGCCUGUAUUCGAUACCGAGUCUGCUUGGAGAAAGCCGUGGGAGAGACUCAUCAUUGCCAGAAAAAGGGGCGACAACCGCAAGGUCCCGCAGAGGGUGAUCGCCGCGGUGCCUGAUGUACACUCCCGGAAGCCAAAUCUCCGUCACUUGUUUGAAGACUUGCUGCCUCAAGGAUACCUUGGCCUCGAGGUGUUUGCGCGCAACUUGACGGCGGGUUGGUGGGGAUGGGGCAACGAAGUCCUCCGCUUUCAAGAGUCCCAACACUGGGUUGCGCAAUAG
This is a messenger RNA of Colletotrichum higginsianum IMI 349063, 1095 nucleotides long. RefSeq names its product Mt-a70 family. The record is from RefSeq and is a predicted model, not a curated record. The coding region runs from base 1 to 1095 and encodes 364 amino acids. The transcript has a single exon. Gene Ontology annotation, cellular component: nucleus; RNA N6-methyladenosine methyltransferase complex. NCBI's taxonomy places the organism in Eukaryota, Fungi, Ascomycota, Sordariomycetes, Glomerellales, Glomerellaceae. Gene Ontology annotation, molecular function: nucleic acid binding; methyltransferase activity.